Adineta ricciae is the source of this 1308-nucleotide messenger RNA. The record is from the annotation of a GenBank genome assembly. Lineage: Eukaryota; Metazoa; Rotifera; Eurotatoria; Adinetida; Adinetidae.
AUGUCUACUAUUCGAUGUACUGUAACCAAUUGUCGAUGUAUUUCACGUGCUCUGUGUUAUGUUUGUCAUGAAAAUUUCUGCCGUGAACAUUUCGACGUUCACGAUCAUUCGUAUAAUUCAUUAUUGAAAUCUUUAAAUGAUAAAAUUAAAGAUUUCGAUGAUCGUCUCGAAGAUUUCAACAAUGAAGAACUCAUCGAAAAUUGUUAUGAAAAACUUGAUAAAUGGCGUGAUGAUUGUUACAAGACCAUUGAUCAAUUAUAUGCAAAAAAGUGUCAGGAAAUAAAACGACGUUUCCAUGAAAAUAUCGACCGACGACAAGAACGAAUUGUUCAAUUACAAACAAAAGUAACUAAUCUCUUGCAAGAAGAAGAUGUGACAAAGACAAGUGUCAAUUCCUUACUCAUAGAUGUUGAAGGUCUUGAAGAAGAAAUGAAUAAAUUAGAACAAAUAAUUCUUCAUAUUGAUAUACAACCAUUAAUCCUUGAUAAUAAAACAAUAACAAUCGAAGAAAUCAAUACGACACAUUUUAAUUUAACCCAGAUAACUCAUCCUUAUCAUAGUAUUGAUUGUUCAAAUCAUUUGUCAAAGCCGUUGGCAAGUAACGAACAGUACUUAUUAAUCUAUCGAAUGCAAAAUUUAUGUUUAAUUGAUCGAGAAUUAACUUUAGUUAAACAAGUCUCAUGGUCACACAAUCGAAUUUGGGAUACAUGUUGGUCAUCAACAUUGAAUUGUUUUAUCAUCUUAGCACAUUACGAAGUUUAUUUACUUAAUAUAGAUAAUAUGUCAAUUGAACGUGUUGAAACAGUCUUUCGACGUAAUUGGUGGUCAUGUACUUGUUCGGAAUCAUCGUUAUUUUUAUCAACAUAUGAACAUAGUUCAUCAAUCAUGGAAUUUUGUUUGCAACCUUCAAUCGAAUUCAUUAAAGAAUGGAAAUCACCAUUAACAUGUAGAAAAGAUGAAUUUAUCAAAGAUAUUGUUUACAAUAAUCAAACAAUUGCUAUAACGAUUUUCAAUAAGAAAACAUUUCGAAAACGUUUCGAGUUAAAAUCUCUUCGCAAAUUUGAUCUUCUUUGGUCAUUAGAUUUAGAUAUUCGUGGUGAAUGUCACAAUACAUUACGUUGCUGUUCACUUCCGGAUAAUCAAUGGUUACUGACUGAUUUUGAUAAUCAACGUUUAUUUCAUAUUCGAAAUGACGGCAAACUGAAAACAAUUUAUCCUUAUCCAACAACGCCUUGGUAUAUUAAUUUGUUUACUUCCAAUAUUUUAGUUAUCUCAACCCAGACUAGUGUGAAUUUUCAUAAAAUCUAA